ACCAAAGAAAAUAAACAAAUGGUAGAGGCAUCCAACAGGUGCGACAUGGGAACACAUGUUAAAUGUGCAACAAAUCACAUUCCGCCAUGUGUUCUCAGGUCGCCCCUGCAGGGUUUUUCUCUGCUCGGACUCGGACCGGCUUAUUUAUUCACUUAUGUUCAAAUCUAUGUGGAUCGAGAAGAUGCAUACGGGUCUUAUCUGGAAACGUUUGAUGCUGUUAUAAGAAUGUAUUGGACCGAAUUAUAUUGGACCGAAACUGAUAUCAAUUAA
Messenger RNA from Lactuca virosa, 270 nucleotides. NCBI's taxonomy places the organism in Eukaryota, Viridiplantae, Streptophyta, Magnoliopsida, Asterales, Asteraceae. The record is from the annotation of a GenBank genome assembly.